Molecule: messenger RNA, 784 nt
Organism: Melopsittacus undulatus (budgerigar)
Lineage: Eukaryota; Metazoa; Chordata; Aves; Psittaciformes; Psittaculidae
Product: rRNA 2'-O-methyltransferase fibrillarin-like
Biological process (GO): box C/D sno(s)RNA 3'-end processing; rRNA methylation
Cellular component (GO): nucleolus; Cajal body; small-subunit processome
Molecular function (GO): RNA binding; rRNA methyltransferase activity; histone H2AQ104 methyltransferase activity
Source: RefSeq, a predicted model, not a curated record
AUGGAGCUGGGAGAGCCCCUGACCCUCCCAGUCCAUUCCAAUCCCCUCCCAGUCUAUCCCAGAGGCGGGUUCCAGCCCCGGGGCGGGGCCCGAGGGGGCGGGGCCGGCCCCAGGGGGCGUGGCCGAGGCGGUGCAAGGGGCGGGGCCAGAGGAGGGAGGGGCGGAGCCUCCAGAGGCGGCUUCCGGGGGGGCAAGAAAGUGACGGUGGAGCCACAUAGGCACCCAGGGGUGUUCAUCUGCCGGGGCCGGGAGGAUGCGCUGGUCACCCGCAACCUGGUGCCUGGAGAGUCUGUCUAUGGGGAGAAGAGGAUCUCAGUGGAGGACGGGGAUUCCAAGGUGGAAUAUCGCGCCUGGAACCCGUUCCGCUCCAAACUGGCCGCGGCCAUACUGGGAGGCAUCGACCAGAUCCAUAUCCAGCCUGGAGCCAAGGUCCUGUACCUGGGAGCUGCAUCCGGGACAACCGUAUCCCAUGUGUCCGACAUCGUGGGGCCGGAGGGUCUGGUUUACGCUGUGGAAUUCUCCCAUCGCUCCGGUCGGGAUCUCAUCAACGUGGCCAAGAAGAGGACCAACGUGAUCCCAGUCAUCGAGGAUGCUCGGCACCCCCACAAGUACCGCAUGCUGAUUGGGAUGGUGGAUGUCAUCUUUGCGGAUGUGGCCCAGCCGGAUCAGACCCGGAUCGUGGCGCUCAAUGCACAGCACUUCCUGCGGGGGGGGGGGCACUUCAUCAUCUCCAUUAAGGCCAACUGCAUAGACUCGACGGCGGCUCCCGAGGCCGUGUUCGCGG